This is a messenger RNA of Hemisphaericaspora subhashii, 1137 nucleotides long. RefSeq names its product phosphatidylglycerol phospholipase. Gene Ontology annotation, biological process: glycerophospholipid catabolic process. Lineage: Eukaryota; Fungi; Ascomycota; Pichiomycetes; Serinales; Debaryomycetaceae. Gene Ontology annotation, molecular function: phosphatidylglycerol phospholipase C activity. The transcript has a single exon. Bases 1 to 1137 code for a protein of 378 amino acids. The record is from RefSeq and is a predicted model, not a curated record.
AUGUCAACCAUAUCACCCGUAAUAGUUGGUCAUCGAGGUUUCAAGGGCCAACAUCCUGAAAAUACCCUAGUAGGAUUCAAAGCAGCAUAUGAUGUUGGUGCAACAGUCUUAGAAACUGAUUUAUGGUUAACCAAAGAUAAUAGAAUAGUUAUUAGUCAUGAUGGAAAUACCAAAAGAGUAUUUGUUGAUCAAGAUGGUAAUGAAACUGAUUAUACCAUUACUGAAACUGAUUUUGAUACUUUAAAGGAAUUACGUACUCUUGAUGGUGGAUAUCCUUUACUUAGUUUCCAAGAUGUUUUGCAUUUUUAUAAAGAUUAUGUUGAUAAUAAUGAAAAGGAACAAGUUUUGAAAUUACAAUUGGAUAUUAAAAGAUUCAAUCCUGCAAAGAUUACUAAAUAUAUAAUUGAAGACUUACUUAUUAUUGAAGAUGAUUUAAAUUGGUGGAUCAAUAGAAUUCAAUUUGGUAUUUGGGAUUUAAAUUUCUUAAAAUAUUUAAAUCAAGAUGAUUUCUUUCAACAAAAGUUUAAGGCAGUUGAUAAUGGAUCAAUGUUUGAUAUAUUUCAUAUAAGUACCAAUUGGAGAGAUUCAAUCUUUUAUAUUAAUUAUAAUUAUUAUUUGGAUGGAGUAACCGAUAAUGAUAGAAUUAAAUUCAAAUUAAGUGGAGUUUCAUUAAUUUAUUUAGCAAGUUGGUCAGUUGGUUUCUUGACUAAAUUCGUUCCAUUAUUAAAAGCUCAAGAUUUAAAAUUAUAUUCUUGGACUAUAAAUCAUAGAUUACAAUAUGAUUAUUUAACAAAAGUAGGUAAAAUUGCUGAACUUAGCGAAUAUGGCGUCAUUAGUGAUUUUCCUGAUUUGAUGUUAUCCUUCAAACAUCAAGAUCAACUACCAAAAGAAGAAGAAGUAGAAGAAACCACACCUUUGGUUGGCUCCAUUACUGAUUUAUUGAGUGACUUAACUUUCAAACAAAGAUUAUCAUAUCAUAUUUUUAGUCAAUUUAAUUAUUGGGCAGGUGAUAAGAGAUUAACUGAAGAAGAAAAACAAUAUGAGUUACCAGUUGAUGAAAAUAAAAUUAGACAUAUUCAAAUCAAUUCUUAUGCAGUUUGGUUAUUCCAUAUUUGUCAAAAGUUUGGUAUCUUUUAG